AAAUCAAAUGUAGCGUAAAUGAGCCGCCUCCAAAAUUUUUUCCUCUAUACUGUCACACUGCCUUCACUCUUAUUUAUUUCCCCCCUUCUUUUUUCUGUUCCUUACGCAUUUCACUUCUCCCCAGUCCCCACCAUCUUGUUGGUCUCCUUCACCUUGACUGCACCGUAUUCUCACAGUGUCACCAGCUCUAUCCCUCUCCCCUCUUCCCCUCCAUAGCUCAACUACUGAUUGGUAGUUUCAGAUAUUUUGAAUCUUUUAAAAGGAAAAAACGGGAACCCAGUAUGUGUUCAUGGACUGCAGCUGAAUCAGACAUGGUAGUGAAGAACCGGUUGGUAGGGUUCCUACUAUGGCAAUCGAUCCUAAGUAGCUUGAUUUUCUUGGCCUUCACUAUAACGAUCGUCUCCUGGCGCUCCGCCACUGCAAUCUUCGUCUCCUUUUUCAGCUUUCAUCUGUCCCAGCUGUUGUUCUCUGUGUCCCUCUCUACCGUCUUAUCUCCCCAACCUAAAUUUAGACGUAUUUUGCCGGUGUUGCUGACGGCCGCCGCUGUUUCGGGUUCUCUCUCAGCUGUGUCUUUUUGUGGGUUCAAUGGAAGAGUGGGGUUUAAGGGUUUUGCUUCCGGGUUAUUCUACGCUUCUUUUUAUGUUUAUAAGCGGCGAUGGGUAUUGCAGUUCCCCAUCAUUCAGCGUCCCCUUUUCUUUAGCUUCAAGAUGGGGAUCCCUUCCGCCAUUAUUAGAGCACUGAAGCUUUCUGCUGCAGCUUAUCUAUUUUCAGUUCUGCUGUUGGUAUUUCUGCCACACCAUUUUAGCACUGAUCUCAAGCUCGGGAACUUUUUUACUCAACACAUAAUCUCCUAUGCUGCCUGCUUUUCUAUGUUUCUCUGUUGGGAGUUAACUCACCAUUUGCAUCAGGUGCUACAUACUAAAAGGUUCAUAUUUGCACCACCAAAAGGAUCAGCUGCAGCAGAAACAAAUCCAAGUGAGCCUCUCCUAGCUACAUUAGAGGAGUGCUCUCCAGCUUCUCUUCUGAAAUAUCUUGCAUACCUUGAUCUAUGUAUGGUUUGUGAGAAUAAUGUUGACUACUGGCGUCGAGCUGCCUUCUUUGAAGAAACUGGUGAGACUUACAAAAGAGUUGCAGCUGUAUGUUUGAGACCUUUGGAGCAGCUUGCAUCAAAGUUGGUCCAAGGUUUUGAAGGUUCUUCAGAUGAUAAAAUCUUCUCAAUAUCUGAUCAGUUGCAGUCACCAACUAACCCCCGACAGAAUUCAAAAUGCCACGAGCUAGUGAAUGACUUCCAGGUAUACACAUGGUCUGCUCGAGCACUUGCUUCCUUAACUUCACGCUCACGUAAAGAAGACCGAUUUGGAGUUGCUCAACUAUCUGGUAGCAAUGCUGCUGCCAUCUCAACACUCAUAGCUUGUUUACUUGCUGUUGAAACAUUGAUGGGGAAAAAAAUAAGCUUACAACCAUCUCAUCAGUUAAUGGGAGCAUUCAGCACGAAAUCGGCUACCUUCAGUACCGGAAGAAGAGAUGUUAGGACAGGAAAAAGGAGAGAUGACCCACUAUAUUCUAAAGCAUACGCAAUGGCUGAUGUCUUAAGGACUUCAAUUUACGGCAUUGUGUCUGCUUUCCACCAUGAGAUGCUGAAUAGUGCCAAAGCAGGCCUUCUCGAGAAGGAUUGGAUUACUAGUAGCAAACCUCCUUUCGGAACUCGUGAGUUGCUGUUGCAGAAAUUGCAUCUUUUCCUAGACUUCCAAGCAAGUUAAACUAUAAAAAGAAAGAAUGUGAAAAGAACAAGUAGAAAAUGGUUUCAGAAGCUUGACUGCUGGUUUUUCUCCGGUUUCGGUCCAUCAUCGCAGUUCAUGCUGCUUUUGUUGAAGAAAAUCAGCUGUUGUGGAAAUCAACCAAAUGUGAGGACUAUUAUAGGUUCUUUCCAUUUCUAUUUUUCUUUGAAAGAAAAGACUUUUUAAGUUUUUUCAUCUUGGCUAUGAUCAAGUGUCACACAUGAUACGAACUACUUGUGAUAUUCUAUUACAAAGUUUUGCUGUUGAAUCUUUGAGAAUAGUUUCAGUUCA
Gossypium raimondii (Peruvian cotton) is the source of this 2069-nucleotide messenger RNA. RefSeq lists its product as uncharacterized. The record is from RefSeq and is a predicted model, not a curated record. NCBI's taxonomy places the organism in Eukaryota, Viridiplantae, Streptophyta, Magnoliopsida, Malvales, Malvaceae. Gene Ontology annotation, cellular component: nuclear pore transmembrane ring. Bases 282 to 1760 code for a protein of 492 amino acids. The transcript has 5 exons. Gene Ontology annotation, molecular function: protein-macromolecule adaptor activity. Gene Ontology annotation, biological process: nuclear pore organization.